GCUCUCGUUGCCGAAGUCGCCAUUUUGAUUUCGAAAAAUAUGACUGAGUUUUUCCUGUCUCGCAAGCUAAAGUUAGCCUCGCGUUUGAAUUACUUUGUGCGUGAGAACGAGCCGUACCUGUUAUAUCUGGAACAACAAGAAUUGCUUUGAGUGUCGAGUAGCUACUCAUACCGAGUAACUGGUUAUUUUAUCGACCCCAGAGGAACAUUAGGCUGUGUAAGCUAAGUUGUGCUAACAGUGCUGUCGCAGACUGAGCCCGACUGACUGAGCUUUUCUUCAAAACAAAUCACUAUUCACACACAGGCUAAUGCAUGGUAUCUAACAGUCGCCGCUAAUCGUUAGCUGGUUUAGCAGUGACUUGGUAGCUGGGUGUUUGACGCAUAACUCCCCCAACAGUUCAACACAGGCGGAAAGGAAAACAUUUUUUUUGUCACAGUGCACCGGUGCUGGAUGGUUGAUCAUUUGCCAGUGCAUGUCAGCAUCCGAGUAGGCAGAAGAACAUGAUGACCACUCUGUUGCCCCAGUGCUGAGCUUUCACGGAUCUUGGGUAUGGUGAGCCUCUCAGUGUCUCAUCUCCUAAAGAGGCCUGCGUUUUAAGAGGAGACCCAUGCUGAUAAAUGCCAGGCCUCACCACACUCUCUGUUGUCUGCACAAACACAAAUGCCUGCCUGCCCGUGGGGGAGGUCUGAUUAAAGAUAUCCACAUUUUAUCCACUGGGCCGUGUCCACUGUCCCAGCGGCAACCAUGUUUUGGAAGUUUGACCUGCACACCACCUCCCACAUCGACCAGCUUCUGGACAGGGAGGACGUGACACUCAGAGAACUGAUGGAAGAGGACGACGUCCUGCAGGAGUGCAAGGCCCAGAACCGUCGGUUGCUCCUCUUCCUCUCCCAGGACUACUGCAUGCAGGAACUGGUCAGCCUCAUCACCACAGAGCCACCUGCUGACCUGGAGGAGAGGAGCCGCUUCAAAUUCCCAAAUAUCGCGUGUGAGCUCCUGACCUCAGAUGUGUCCAUUAUAAAUGAUAAGCUGGGUGGGGACGAGUCUCUUCUCGAGGUGCUCUACCACUUCUUGGAACAGGACCCGCCCUUGAAUCCUUUGCUGGCCAGCUUCUUCAGCAAAACCAUCGGCAAUCUGAUAGCCAGGAAAACAGAGCAGGUGAUUACCUUUCUGAGGAGAAAGGAAGGGUUCAUCGGUCUGGUGCUGAAACAUAUUGAUGCCUCUGCCAUGAUGGACCUGCUGCUUCGCCUCAUCAGUUGUGUGGAGCCCGCCCCCUUGAGGCAGGAGGUUCUUCAUUGGCUGAACGAGGAAAAUCUGGUACAAAGACUCAUAGAGCUUAUCCAUACUGGUAAAGAUGAGGAGAGACAAUCAAAUGCAUCCCAAACGCUUUGUGACAUCAUCCGCCUCAGUCGAGACCAGGCCACUCAGAUGCAGGAGAACAUGGAGGCUGACCCACUAUUGGCUGUACUAGAGUCGCAGGAGACGGUAGCUGGGCUCCUCAAGAGCUUAUUUGAGGGGGAGAGAAGUGAGGCCUCCAUCGUUAAUGGAACUCAAGUGCUACUUACCUUACUGGAGACCAGGAGGUCUGGGCUGGAGGGGCUGAUGGAUCUGUAUUCUCAGGGUUAUGAAAGGUCUUACACUGUCAACAGCAGUAUUUUAAAUGCCAUUGAGCCCCAUUUAAAGGACUUCCAGCAGCUUCUUCUAGAUCCCCCCAAGAAAAGUGCAAUAUUGACGACCGUUGGCCUUUUAGAGCAGCCUUUGGGGAACGCCCGUCUUCAUGUGGCCCGACUGGUGGCCGCCCUUCUGCAGACCAAUGACCCCAGCAUCUGUCAGGAGCUCUGCAAUCUAGCCACCAUGGAUCUACUACUGGACUUGUUCUUCAAAUACUCCUGGAAUAAUUUUUUGCACUUCCAAGUGGAGCUGUGUGUGGCAGCUAUCCUGAACCACCCUUCCUCAGAGGAGCGACUCAACCCAGGCCUCCAGAACCUCAAUGGGAAUUCUGCAGCGUCCAAUCCCGAGGUGCAAGGGGAGGAUGUGGAGACAGGCAGGACCAGUGACCCACAGACCUCCGUCCACAACGCCUUCGUGGCCCAUCUCUUCCAAAACUGUCGACUGGUUCAGAGGAUCCUGGACGCCUGGGAGGAGAACGAUAGAAUACAGGCAGAGGGAGGGACCAGGAGAGGCAACAUGGGUCACCUGACCAGGAUUGCAAACAUGGUGGUCCAGAACCUGGAGAAGGGACCAGUGCAGGCCCAGAUCGCUGACCUCAUAAAAGAGCUGCCGGAGGACUGCAGGGGUCGCUGGGGGAGCUUCGUUGACGAGACCCUGAGAGAAACCAACCGGAGAAACACAGUGGAGCUGGUGAGCACCCACAACAUGCACUCGUCCAGUGAGGACGACGACAUGGAGAGCCCCUUCCCCAACGACCUGUCCCUGCAGCAGGCGUUCUCUGACUAUCAGAUACAGCAGAUGACGGCCAACUUCGUGGAUCAGUUUGGCUUCAACGACGAGGAGUUCAGUGAGCACGAUGAAAACAUCAAUGCCACGUUUGACAGAAUCGCUGAAAUCAACUUCAACCUGGACGCUGAUGACAACAGUGCCAACGCAGCAGCCUUCGAGGCCUGCUGUAAGGAGAGGAUACGCCAGUUCGACGACAACGAGGAGGAGGAGGACAUCUGGGAGGAGAAGGAGAUCAACUAUGCAACACAAGCUAAAUCCAGGACAAGGUUUGGAGUUUCCCAAACUUCAGAGGGAAGUUCCAGGAGCAGCCUGGAGAACGGAGGCCGGGAGCAGGACUGUGGCUCAGAAUCUGAUGAGGAAGCAGAGUCGGAGUCCAACACCUCAGAUACAGCUCCUAGUUGGACAUCCAGUUUCCGGGACUCUGGAGGAAACACAGGUUCUCAGACCUCAGCAGGGUGGGAGAGCUCGGCCGGGGGUCCGGCUGACCCACAGGCCACAGGCUGGGCCAACUUCACCGAGUUCCAGCCUUUCUCCGGCAGAGAGACUGGUCCACGGUGCAGUUCUCCUGUGGACCCCGGCCGCAGGGAGUCGGACAAACAGACCACACAGAACCACGACAAGAGCGGCGAUGGUCCAGGCGCUGCUUCCACUCCAGACGCUUGGGCCGCAGGAGAAGGGAGAAAAGCUCCCCUGGUGGCCUCAGACGGCAGCUCCUCAGGAGGAUCCGACAGCGAGGAGGAGGAGAAGAACGCCGCUGCUCCUCCAGCGGAAACCGUCGCCUCAGAAAAACCUGGCAACCCGACCAACGAAAAGGUCGACCCCAAAAGUGAGGAGACUGCAGUGUCUCUGGAGAAACUCUCUCUGUCAGAUCCUCCAAAAGCCUCAGAGCAGCAGCCUGGAGGCGACGCCGCUGUAAACACACAGAGCGACAGGAAAGAGGAAUCACCACCACCACAGGAGGUGUCGGUCAACGGCCCGGUGUGAGCGCCACCUGUCGCCGAGCUCCGGCAGUGACGACGCUGCGGACCGUCAGCCUCCCCCAGAGUGACUCCCACAAAAUAACCUCACUGCAGCUACGGUGUUUUUACUGAAUCACUCUGCCAUGUUAUUGGACCGGACACUGCCAAUCAACACCAAUAAUGAGGCGGCGGGAAGUGUAAAAAGGAAAAAAAAAAUUAUAUGUCAUGUAAUAAAACAAAACAAAAAACAAAAAAAAAGAAGAUAAUAAGCAAACCAACGGACAGAGCGGCGGUCGGGGGGGCGGGGAGAGGAGUCAUCUUUAAAGCCUUUUUUUCUGAUGUUGCACAGAAUCCAGUGCGGUCCUGAUGUAGCAGCACUCUCUGAACCACAGUCCGAGGGUCUCACUUCAUCCUUACUCCCAUGUCCCUCAUGUUCAGCCCUGUUGACGGGGGGGGUCUGACCCGGUGGUCUGACCCGGUGGUCCCCUGAACAGAGAGCACAGUCUGAUACGAUGCCUCAACAGUGAUGUUUGUUUUUUACUCUUUUUUUUUUCUCCUACAAGCUGAAGAGAAAGCACUUAUGCAGCCAUUUUUACUGUAUAAAGAGCACAAUGAGAGUGUGGACCCCCGCACACAACCCACCCCCCAAACUCCCCCCUCCCCUUUGGUUGUCGUUGCUGAUGUCAUGUUGAAUUACCAGGUCUCUGAAUGUUUUUAAAGUCAGAGGAGGAGGAGGUCCAGGAUCAGAGUUCUAAUAGUAUUACUGUCUUUCGCAUCAUGUGCAAUAAUAUCAAUUAGCCAUUUAAUUAAAAAAAAAAAAAA
This is a messenger RNA of Cynoglossus semilaevis (tongue sole), 4241 nucleotides long. Its product is annotated as serine/threonine-protein phosphatase 6 regulatory subunit 2-like. The coding region runs from base 745 to 3444 and encodes 899 amino acids. Gene Ontology annotation, molecular function: protein phosphatase binding; protein phosphatase regulator activity. Gene Ontology annotation, cellular component: cytosol; nucleus. NCBI's taxonomy places the organism in Eukaryota, Metazoa, Chordata, Actinopteri, Pleuronectiformes, Cynoglossidae. The record is from RefSeq and is a predicted model, not a curated record. The transcript has 25 exons.